UGGAGCCCAUCAGCGGUUUUCUGUUACAGAAGAACAUACAUGCUGACAUGUAGCCGUUUAUAGGUUAUGUCACCUCACCUGGCCUGUGAUCCCUCCCCACCCGAUGGACCCCCCGCAUUUCUCUCUCUAAUAUUUACGAGUCGUUCAUUGGUGCAUCCCUCUAACGUGUCGCAACUUUUGAUGGAUUACCCUAGAUCUUUCCGGCCUCAGGUGUAGGAAGUGUCGUUACCGUCCUCCGUCACCCCAGUCUCCCGGUGUCUGACAGCAUCACCAGAAACCACAAGGAGUUAGUCAGGUCUGCGUCAUUUACAGGAACGCUUCCGUACUUUGAUCUGGUCUAUCAGCUGAGAGAAUAUAGUACUGGACGGAAGUAAGUUAUUGCAAGACUACUGUACACUAUUUCCUUCCAUUCUUUCGCCAAGAUGCGCGCGUAUACGCACUGCAAGCUACACUCGUUGUUAUUGUCAAGUUUGUUGGCGCUAACCGUCUUAGUGAUCGAGGUAUUGGCGGCUGUGGCCAGCGGUGCGAACGCAGCUACUUGUGGGUCUUGUAGCAUGCCGACGAUGGACAAGGGCUCGGAAGAGAAACUGUUGAUCGAAAUAGCCAAGCAGCAGAUCCUAAGCAAGCUGCACCUGAAAGAGCGGCCGAACAUCACGCAGACGGUGCCACGGGCUGCGCUCCUCACGGCGCUCCGCAAGCUCCACGCGGGAAGAGUCCGACAGGACGGCACUUUCGAACUGGAGAACAAUCUGCAGAGCGCGCGUGCAAAAGAGCAGGGGUACGAAGUCGUGAGUUUCGCUGAUACGGACGACCCAGACUCCAACAGCGCGCACCCCAGCCUGACGUUCCAGUUUGCGCAGGAGCGUGAUAAGAAGGUGCAGGUGCUGCAGGCGACGCUGUGGCUGUACGUGCCCGCGCCCGAGGCAGCCUCCCGGGACUCCCGCGCCGCCGCGCAGAUCUACCUCUCUGGCCCGCGGAGCGACAACCGCACCCUGCUCCUGCAGAAGAGCCUGGAGGUGCAGCGCGGUGGCUGGCACACCUUCCCCCUCACCCAGGCCCUGCAGGCCUUCCUGGACGGCGCGCAGCGGAGGCUGAGGCUGGAGGCUCUCUGCGCCUCGGGGGGGCGGGACCUGUGCGCUCACGACGGGCCACUAGACCCCUCCCACCGGCCCUUCCUGGUGGCGCAGGUGCGCCCCCGGGAGGAGGACGCGUCUGACCGCGCGCGGGGCAAGCGCUCGCUGAGGUGCGGGGAGAACGUCAGCGUCUGCUGCAAGAAGGACUUCUACAUCAAGUUCCGCGACAUCGAGUGGCACGAGUGGAUCAUCGCGCCCGAGGGCUACCACAUGAACUACUGCAUGGGGAAGUGCCCGCCGCACCUGGCCGGCUCCCCCGGGAUCGCCUCCUCCUUCCACGCCACCGUGCUCAGCCAGCUGAAGGCCAACGGCAUCCACACGGUGGUGUCGUCCUGCUGCGCGCCCAUCCAGCGCCGGCCGCUCUCCAUGAUGUACUUUAACACGCAGCACAGCAUCGUGAAGGCCGACGUGCCCGACAUGAUCGUGGAGUCCUGCGGGUGCACGUAGAGCGCAGGUCUGGCUGUAUUCACACAUCAACACCACAGUCGCUAUGCAGACUGCGGCAGAACACAGGAAGUGCCAUUGAAUAAAUAGAAUUUUAUAAUGGGAUAUAUUAUAUAUACAUUAUAUUUAAAGAGUGGGAUAUAUUGACAUAUAUAUUUUCUAGGAUAAUUAUACUGGAGGAAGGUUCUCCUCCAAGUUUACAGAUGAUGGCAAUCUUAGUUUAGCGGGAAUACCAGGAACUAUUAACCUGUACCCUGAUUUAUCUACUAAAGUAAUGCCAAUACGGCUGUGGAUUAAUCCAAGCUGAUGAGCUCAUGAAAAAACCCAUUGGCAGUUGGCAUCUUCACAGUUUGUGAUUGGCUAUAGGAGGUGGAAUAUGUAUUUUCUUAUGAUGGUUGCCAGUAGUGACUUUGUGUUUAAUGUGUGAAUAUAGCCACGUGAAUGACAGCAAAACCCCAGUGCUUCAUUUACCCACACUAUCACUGCUGUCCACAGCCCCAGUGCUUCAUCUACCCACACUAUCACUGCUGUCCACAACCCCAGUGCUUCAUCUACCCACACUAUCACUGCUGUCCACAACCCCAGUGCUUCAUCUACCCACACUAUCACUGCUGUCCACAACCCCAGUGCUUCAUCUACCCACACUAUCACUGCUGUCCACAACCCCAGUGCUUCAUCUACCCACACUAUCACUGCUGUCCACAACCCCAGUGCUUCAUCUACCCACACUAUCACUGCUGUCCACAACCCCAGUGCUUCAUCUACCCACACUAUCACUGCUGUCCACAACCCCAGUGCUUCAUCUACCCACACUAUCACUGCUGUCCACAACCCCAGUGCUUCAUCUACCCACACUAUCACUGCUGUCCACAACCCCAGUGCUUCAUUUACCCACACUAUCACUGCUGUCCACAACCCCAGUGCUUCAUCUACCCACACUAUCACUGCUGUCCACAACCCCAGUGCUUCAUCUACCCACACUAUCACUGCUGUCCACAACCCCAGUGCUUCAUCUACCCACACUAUCACUGCUGUCCACAACCCCAGUGCUUCAUCUACCCACACUAUCACUGCUGUCCACAACCCCAGUGCUUCAUCUACCCACACUAUCACUGCUGUCCACAACCCCAGUGCUUCAUCUACCCACACUAUCACUGCUGUCCACAACCCCAGUGCUUCAUCUACCCACACUAUCACUGCUGUCCACAACCCCAGUGCUUCAUCUACCCACACUAUCACUGCUGUCCACAACCCCAGUGCUUCAUCUACCCACACUAUCACUGCUGUCCACAACCCCAGUGCUUCAUUUACCCACACUAUCACUGCUGUCCACAAACACACACAUAUACAUACACGCAAGCUUACACACACACACACAUUUAUCCACAUUAUUAAUGCUUUUCAUAAACACACACACACAUACAUACACAGGCGACUUUAUGUGGACUGUUAUGGGGAAUCAUCACACAUUUUAAAGGCCAAGUAAGGCACUAUAAAGGCCAACAAUGAGAAAGAAAAUGGAGCCAUCUUCUUGAGCAGUUACACUACACAACUUUUUACAUUUUUGACAUGUUAGUUACUUUAAAGCUAUGUUUUACUGUUUGUCUGUACAUUCCCUUGACUGUGUAAUCUGUAUGAGCUUUUUCUGAAAGAGGCAUUAUUGGGACAUACUACACUCUGCCUAAUCUGGGACGAAGUGCGGUGAGAGAGAAGUUUCUAGAAACGGUCUGAGCUUGUGGGCAAAACCAAAAAAGUAUUGGGCCCACCUGCUGGGGUGCGGUGUGUGAAUAUCCCCAUCCACACGAUGCACACAAAGCCUUCAGUGUCAUUCUCAAGCCCAAUCCCCAUCCACAUGAUGCACACAAAGCCUCCCCAAAAAUAGGCAGAGAUUUCAGUAUCAUUCUCAAGCCCACUGAUCACACACACAGUGCCAUUGAAUUCCAUAUGUUAAGGGUACAAUAGGUCAUACUUAUAGUGUUAAAACAUUGUUGCAAGACCAUUGUAAUUCCCUUCCUAUCAUUGAAAAAGGCUCACUGACUCCCUCUGCCUGUGUUUAUAGUCCUUAAAUGCGGCGUUCAAAAUAUACCUUUGUGUGUUAUCAGUAAUACCCAAGGUAUAAAUACAUAUUCAUGAUUGAGACAAACAUAUAUCAGUGAAUGUGCCUUCCACCCCACUUUGGGGAAGAGCUAAACCAAACCUGGUCAGGAGAUUACAGUGUAGGCAGUGUGCGUUGCAUAUGUUUGUUAAAAACCAGUCUGCUAAAGUGGCAUUAGCCUGAGCUGUGUAGAUGGUGUACAUCACAUAUGGAUGUUAAAUAGCGGAUUGCUAAACUGUUAUUAGCAUUAGCUGCAUAGACAAUGUUAAUUAUAUAUGGACUUUAAACAGCAGAUUGUGAAAAUAGUUUUAGCCUUAGCUGCGUUCACGGCCUUUAUGCUAUGUGGACAUUAGAGAAAUCCCCACCGCAGUCUGGGUGUUCUCAUCUAGCUGGAGAAGUAUAAUGCAAAUCUAACGUAUUGACAGAGAUCCAAGAAAAAAAGUCAAACAAUAUUGCAGGGAAGAAACGCUGGUGUAUUGAUAGGUCUUGAAUUAAUGGGUUUUUAAUUACAGUUUUAGAGCAUGCGCUCAUCAAAUGAAAUGAAAUGGCAAAAACACAAUACUAUUAUUGCAAUUCAAUAAUAGAGGGAAUUAAUAAAUCACUACAAAGAAACCCAACACAACACCAGCUCCGUGACCAGGCCGAACCUGUCCGAAGGGCCUUGCAGACACCAGCAGGCUGGCAGAUUUCCAGAGGCUAAACGUUUUAUCAGAAUCUACCCUGUAUUAUUUGCUCAGAUCCGCAGUUAGGCAAUGACUCUCAUGGUGAACCUGGGGCUGUUUCUCAACAGCGUGUAAACAUUUGGAUUUCCACAGUGUCAGGAAAUGUGAAGGUCCCUGCUGCACCACGGUCAAUGGGCAUCUGGGAGAAGGCACGUCGGUAUUUGCUGUCUCCAGGGUCUAAAGUUUGGGGUGAUGUCAGCGGGCAAUUCAUGCCAUUCCUUAAUGUAAAGAGAUGGAGCCAGACACCAGAUUAUGUGGCACUUAACCCUUUCAAGAGCAGAUUUUCUUUAGAAUGUUUUCUUUUUUCAAAAUUCCAAGUCAGUGUUCUAGAACUCCGUUGCUUUCAGGUAUUUGCAGUGUCACAUCUUCAAGGGUUAAGGAGCUUUCACUGCAACCAAGAUAAGAUCAUGGUCAUACCCCUUUCUCAAAGUUAUGAAUAAAUAGGCAGUUGGGCAGAGCAGUGCCCUCAGUCUUAAAUGAGCAACAUGAUUUGGCCAUUAUUGCCAUUAAAGGAAGCAUUGCUGGUCUGAAAGACUAGUAAUUUGAAGAGUGCACAUUGAGUAUAAGGUUUGAAAAAUAUAUAUUUAUAAAUAAACGGACAAACCUGACAAGCUGAUAAACAUUGCGUAGAUAAAUGCAUCCUGUUGAUAAAAGAAAAAACAAUUGAAUUUGCUCUACCCUAUAUAACUAUGUUGCUCAUUUUCUUUGGCUUGCCAUGGUUUAUCUUUGGCACUUUUGGCACUUUAAAUAUUUUCCAUCAUUUUGCAACAUAGCACCAGACAGCUCUGGAUUUGGAAUUUGUGAGAUAUUAGCAGAGUUAGAAAAAUGGCUGUUCUGAAGAAAAGUACUUGGUGACUUGGGAAUGUAAAUUGAAUAAUUGUAUGUUUUGUUUGUAAAAGCAAUUAUUGUUGUUUUUGUUUUGUUAUUGUGAAAGGAGAUCAGAAUACUGUAACUGGCAAUAAUACAGCCAGCCUUUUGACAAAAUGUAGGCCUACAUUUAUGCAAAGCUAAUUUCUAUUUUUUUGUGAUAUGUUCUUGUAUUUUCAUAUCUUCUAAAAGAUGUAGACAGAUAAUAACAUUAUUUUAACUGUAACAUCAAGCCUAUUGUACUGUACGUCUUAAUUAUAAUGCAAUGAUUUAUUUUUAACAAAUAAAUAUUUUUGACUUCAGAAA
Molecule: messenger RNA, 5567 nt
Organism: Conger conger (European conger)
Lineage: Eukaryota; Metazoa; Chordata; Actinopteri; Anguilliformes; Congridae
Product: inhibin beta B chain
Exons: 2
Coding region: 423-1580 (385 amino acids)
Biological process (GO): BMP signaling pathway; SMAD protein signal transduction
Cellular component (GO): extracellular region
Molecular function (GO): growth factor activity; cytokine activity
Source: RefSeq, a predicted model, not a curated record